UAUAAAUCAAAGGAAAAAAUAUUUGCAGUUUACCAGUUAAAUUAAAAAUUCUUAGCGAUACAAUCAGAUUUUUGUAUCAAGUAACGACCGUCAGCCUCUUGUCAACAACCGAAGUGUGAAAUGGUUAAGACCUGUUGCGUAAAUGCGCCCAAACAGACAGCGACGUCGUCGACUGCCGCCAAAGCUUCGUACAGCCGAAAUGCAUUUAUGCAUUUUCUAAGCGAAUAUCGGCGCGUCUGCAAUCGCCGAUCGCCAGCGUGGUUGACCGCCACGGAAGCCGGCGAGGUAUGGUCGCGUAUGCCACUUAAUGAUAAGUACUGUUAUAUUGAGGCCGCACGCAACGCUGGUUACGUGUAUACGGCACGUGAUCGUCGCAUGAAUCGCGUGAUGCGUCAUCUGCGUAAGUCGCUGACAGAUAAUGAACAUCGCGUCAAUUUGAUGGAACUCUCAUUGGCCGUCAAGCAGAUGCAGUUGUGGAAACGUAGAACGCUGGAUGAAAUGUGUCGACGCUGAUGAGUCUUUACGACAGCUUAAAUACGCUAAAGUAAGGGUUGUCAGCAAUGUUAGUAAUCUUGUGGGUGUUGAUGUGUAUAACAUUCGGUAAU
This is a messenger RNA of Bactrocera tryoni, 605 nucleotides long. RefSeq lists its product as uncharacterized. NCBI's taxonomy places the organism in Eukaryota, Metazoa, Arthropoda, Insecta, Diptera, Tephritidae. The transcript has a single exon. Bases 121 to 513 code for a protein of 130 amino acids. The record is from RefSeq and is a predicted model, not a curated record.